AUGGCAGUGGCUACACCAAAAAGUGUAGCAUCUUUGAUGCAGAAGACUUUAGAACGUCAGGCAGCAGUAGCGCGAAUGAAACUACGGUUUUCUAAAAAUCAAGUGAAGGAAAUUCUUACAAAUUACGUGAAUAAAAACAUCUCGGGACCAUAUUUAGAACUGGUGAAAGUCUUGCGAGAUUAUCCGUUAAAUGAUGACAAUUUUAGAAUUGUUUUUGACGAUAGUCUAUCAUGUGUAGUUUUGCUUGGUAGGGACUUAGAUAAAUAUAUAGAUGUUGUAUGUAGUAUAGAAUGGGUGAGUCGAAGUGAGGACCUUGUGAACUUGUACAAAAAGUUUGUCUUAGACCUUGUCACAGCUCACACCUACCAUUGUCCAAGAGUUAUGAUGCGACUUGUGUAUACAUUCAAAGCUGAUGGCGUAAACUGGGAUGAUAGUCCACCAGCAGAACUAUUGCGCCAAUGGUCCAAUGUCCAUGAAAUCAUAGGACACAUUGUUGCUAUUAUGCCUAUGACCAGUGACCUUCUAAUGCACACAUUGAUGGAACAAUUUCCAUACUACAAAGUAGGAUGCUACGUCAACAGAGCCUAUGUAUACAACGCAAUAUGGAUGAGCAAAUACCUUCCAGCACUUAGAGAACAGAUUAUGAGUGCAAUCAUUAAUAGGAUGAUAGAAAUGGAUGUAAAUGUAGUAGAGAAUGAGAAAAACAAGAUCCAAUCAGACAUGAUGUUUGAGAUGGAGACGGAUACACUUGACGAGAUCUCGGAAACCUUGGACUAUUGCAUGCUGGAAGUGUUGAAGUGGUUGGAGGAUGAGAGAGCUCCAAUUUUAAAUAUACUAUGUAACGUGUUUGAGAGGCUCAUACUACCUACAUAUGGUAUUAGACAUGUUCAAUUUCUGCUGCUUUAUACCAUAUCAAUAAACCAGCAAUGUGCAGACCGUAUCCUCAACAACCUGUGGAUGGUGGCAGCAGGGCUACAAGGCGUCAGUCCCGGUGCUCUCACCACGCGACGCACAUCUGCGAGUCAUUUGUCUGGUCUCCUAGCAAGAUCUGUGAGAGUACCAAACUCCAGAUUAAUACACUAUUUGAGGAGUAUGGCUGAAUGGUGUCACUCGUACAUAACUGCGACACAGGAGUCGACCACAGCCAGCGACAAUUUGAAAGCGCACGGAGCUUUCCACGCUAUAUGUCACGCGAUCUUUUAUCUGGUGGCGUUUAAGCAUCAUUUGCUGUUUGCCAGUAAAGAGAAUGUAAACUUCGUAGAAUCCCUAAACCUCCCGCGGCUGGUGACCUGCCCUCUAAAUCCCCUGAGGACCUGCCCUCCGCAAGUGACUCGCGCGUUUUCCUCAGUGACCCGCCAGCACCAGGUGGUAUACUGCCAGGCCAUCAUAGAGAAGAAUGCAAGACACACUCUACAAGCAGCUAGUGUGAUGCAGUAUGAUGAGUGGUUUCCUUACGACCCUUAUAACUUGCCCAGAUCCGGUAAAAUAAUCUGGCCACUUUGCAUAGACUAUAAAGAUUGGCUAAAAGAUGGUGAUGACGAAACUCAAUACACAUCUAUGAAGAGAAAACUAGAAGCCGAGGAUGAUGACUUCUUAGUGAGUGCGAGCCCCAAUCAACUGUUAGCUUCCUCCCUGUCUAACUCAAUCUCACCAGGUUUUAGAACCAGUGAAAAUAUAUUUAUAUAG
Arctia plantaginis is the source of this 1686-nucleotide messenger RNA. The record is from the annotation of a GenBank genome assembly. NCBI's taxonomy places the organism in Eukaryota, Metazoa, Arthropoda, Insecta, Lepidoptera, Erebidae.